AUAUAAAAACCCCAUAUAUACACUUUGUACAAGUUACAGGGUGUUGAGUAGUUAGACAUUGUCUAGUUGUGUGCGGUGUCUGACAACCAUGCUUUUUGGGACUUCUUUGUGGAGGGUAGGCCUGUAUUUCCUGCUGGCUGUUCCUCUGAGCUCCUCAACAAGAUACUAUGGUUCUGAUGAGGCAAGCUAUAAUGGCCCUUCCCAAAGCCAGUGGGGAAAGCGAUCAGACAGCUCACUGACCCCAGCUCAGGUGCGUCAGCAUGAAGGCCAUUCGUCAAGAGGAUACGCCACAGUAGCCGUCAGACCUAGCAGCAGCACGGCUAAGAGCCAAUACUCCAAAUCUGGCACUGAAAGCAGGAAGCCUAGUCUCUACCCUCUUCCCCAAGGCGGGCAGAAAGAUCUACCCACGAGUGGAAGUUCGUACAGAGAAAAUGUCCCCUACAAAAGCCCUCCCACCUCCUGGAAGGUCAGGCCUGAUUCCUCCAAGAGUUAUGGCCCUUCUGUGAAGGCACCUAAAAGGGGGUCGACCAGUGCCAUGAGCGACCGGUCUAUGAGCAGCACACACUACAGGCCUGCUAAGCCACCAGCAAAGGCUUCCAUCGGCUCCGGUCAGUACAGACCACAUGGAGAUAAACCUGCCUUUGGCAAAUCUAAGGAAAGCAAACGGGUGUAUGUUAGGCCCCACCACUCGUCCGCUAAACUUUCCUCUGGCAGUUUGGGGUUCCCUCAGCCCCAGUUGGCCAAAACUGAAGUCUCCUCUCCUUACGGCCAGAGGGGCUCAGCAACAUCCAAGAGUUCCCAUUCUCAAAGGCCAUUCAAGGCUGUCCCUCAAAGCCAAACGGAAUAUAGGAGUGGAAACAUUGGCUACCCUAGCGGCUACGCGAUGAAGAAUAAUGGCCAGAAUACUGGUUACUCCAGCAGUGUUUUGCCUCAGCAGGAGGAGGAGGAGGAUGAUGAUGAUGAUGAUGAUGAUUCCUCCCUCACCACCAUCCCCAGCGCUCUUGGCAAGGGCAUCAUCAUGACGAUAUCGGCAAACAAACGGCAGAUAAAGACUGGACAGGGCGUGCCUAAGUUUAGGCCAGGUCCCCCACCUCAGACCGCUAAUCCAUCCUAUGGGUCAACGGGUGGUUAUAAAAGGUGGGGAGUGUAACUGUGGCAUCAGGAUUCUAGUCUGAUGGGGACCUAUCUAUGGCAGAAACCUCUACUUUACCUGCUGGGAAAAAGGUGUCCAGGACCUGAUGACUUUGGUUUUGCUAUAAAUGUUCAUGAAGUGUCAAAUGCCUUGAGAAAUAAAAUCAUGAUGACUGUUA
Molecule: messenger RNA, 1310 nt
Organism: Clupea harengus (Atlantic herring)
Lineage: Eukaryota; Metazoa; Chordata; Actinopteri; Clupeiformes; Clupeidae
Source: RefSeq, a predicted model, not a curated record